GCAUCUCAAAACACCCUAAAUUCCAUGUGGUAUAUGGAGGUGAGAGAACUUCGAGAAAGAGCAAAGGCUUACAGGCAACGAGUAGAGGGAACACACUUCUCCCGAAAUCAUCUCAAUCAGAUCCUGUCUGAUAAUAACAGUCUUUGGGAUGUGUCUUCCAAUUCCAGUUUGGAAGAAGGCAUCAGCAACAACAUCAAAGCACUAGAUCUUGCUGGCAUUUCUGAAAAGGAGAUGGCACUGAGCCCCAAAAUGCUGCAGCAACCUGACUCCAGAGAACAGCCACACCAGGACAGCACUGAGAAGAAAGACAUAUCAAGUGCUUUAACUGUUCCAGUCAAAAGGCGUUUAGUUUGGGGUGAGCAAGAAGGUACUGAAGAAAGGGAGAACUGCCAGUCAGUAGAAGAGGAAGAAAAACAAGAUGAACAGGCUUCAGUCAUGGCUCAGCAGUUAAAAGAAAACAAUAAAGAUGCCAAUGAAGAUAAGAAAAUUGAAGGUGAGAAUGCCUUAGUAUUGAAUUCUUCUGCAUCUGUGUCAGAUUCUUCUUCUGUAUCCUCGAGGGCAGGUGGCAGGCUUCCUACUCCGAAGCUGAGAGUGCUUGGUGGAGCUCAGAGGACUCAUCAUGAUCUCACUACCCCAGCUGUUGGAGGUGCGGUUCUAGUGUCUCCUCCUAAAUUCAAGUCUUCAUCUUCACAGCAGAGAACACAAGGUUUAGGAAUGGACCCUUCUUCAGCUAAUCAAGGUGCAAGAGAAGCUUCAAAAAGAAGGUCCUUCAGGCCUGAUGUGGAAGUGCAAGCUGUUUCACUCCUUACCUCUCCACCUGCUGGGCUGGGAACUUUGGAUCCUCUGCCGCUCAGGCAGGAUCAGCAGCCUCCUAACAGUGUUUCUGAUGAGCAAGUUCCUGUUGCUUCAGCCCAUCAAGAGCAUUUCUCUACACCUCCUGUUUUGAAGUCAGCCAAAAGCUCCUCUAUGCCUUGCUGGAGUCCCUCUCGGCGUAUUCAAGGGACUCUGAAGGAUCCAGAAUUCCAGCAUAAUG
Molecule: messenger RNA, 1033 nt
Organism: Pterocles gutturalis (yellow-throated sandgrouse)
Lineage: Eukaryota; Metazoa; Chordata; Aves; Pterocliformes; Pteroclidae
Product: nuclear protein MDM1-like
Exons: 6
Biological process (GO): negative regulation of centriole replication
Molecular function (GO): microtubule binding
Source: RefSeq, a predicted model, not a curated record